GUGUUUUGGUAAACUCCAGGAUGCAAAUCAAAUUCCAGACGCCAGGCAAAGGACCAAUAAUUGUUAAACACAGCAACACAGUUAUUGGCACUCGUAUCCCUGCCUUUGGAAUCAGCUGUGAGUGGAUACAGCACUUUUGGGAAAUGACUGGCUGUACACUGCGUGCACUUUUGCCAGAAUGUAGAGGACAAAAUGUUCAGAUACACCACACCUGCCUGAGAAAACAUUUCAGAAAUACAGAGUACAGUAGGAAAAGAUUGGUUGCGCUGGAAGGAGCUUGUUGUAGUUAUGCUUACUGCACCCGAUCGUGAAGCCGGCAGUGGACAUUGUGGUUGCGGUUAGUCUGGAGCAAUUCGGAUCAAAUAGCGGUUGUCCGUCUACAACUACGAAACCACUAACCAGGAUUUUGUUGUUUAGUAUCUCUGGUUGAAAAUUAGAUUUUGUGCUCAACCAGAACGGUGUGAAUGUUGUUUUGUGCUGUCCGGCUACGUUUCCUUGGCAACUUUCAUUAACUUAAUGUACAGUAGUUAUACUGUGUUUAUGUACUGUGUAUUACCUACUUAACUAACAAACAAGGAUGCACGAAUGCUUUGAUUGGAAAGCCCCUUUCUAAUAUUGCUGAAUAAUGAUAUUCCAACGCUGCUAGUGUUGGCUUGAACCGGUUGCAGAAUUGUCAGAGUUCGUAUGGCUUCGAACACCGUCAAUGCUGACGAUUCAGUGUCGAAUUUGAGUGAUAUACCUUCUUCGAGCAGAUCAGAAAAUAAAAUCAAAAAGUCUGUACGCUUUCGAGAUCCAUCUGAUCAAAACAGCGGUGCUCACACUCCCAGUGAUCUAAGCGGUGAUGUCGGUGACAAAUCUGCGCAAAUGGAACGGGCAGCGAAAGAGGCUGCGUACAAGGACUCCAAAACCAAAUUUCCACAAAAAGGUUCAGCUAUAUCGGUUAGAAUGGAGGAUCUUGAAUUGGAUAACGAAACAGAAGAUGAUCUGUCGGAUACCCAAGAAAAAACUGGAAAGGAAUUCGAAAGGGAUUUGUUGGGCGAACAGCCGAAAUCUGAUUCCGCAGAGCAUUCUCUUACUAAGAGAAGUGAAAGUCAGUUUGCAAGGCCAGUGCAGCCACUGCAACAUGCAUCGAAAUUAGUUGAGAAACCUAGCACGAACGACAGCAAGAAACAGCUAAGCGAUGCAAAGCCGAGUUCACCAUUAAACUUCCGCGAUGGCUCCAAGACCAAAGACUCUGAGAGGCAGAAGCCAAAAGCCGAUAAUACGGAGAAGACUUGUUACAUUGAUAAACGGCGUCUGUCGGAAGUACGUCCCGCAGAUGAAAUUCGCUGCACCUGUGAAGACUUUGAAAAGUAUCCUGAGCACAUUCGAAGCGAGAGUCGAGAGAAAAAAGAGCGCCCAACUGAAAAUGGAACCAAACCGUCGGAAGCGAAACCGCAAGUGUCCGACAAACAAGAUAUACAAGAGUCAAAGCCGCCGGCACGGGAAAAACCGCAAUCGCUCCAACCGAAACCGGAGCAGACCGAAAAGCCGGAAACACCGGUGUCAAAACCGGAGACCAGUAAAUCCUCGCAACAGAAAACCGAAAAAGAUGAAUAUGACAGAUUAAAUGUCACGAAAAAGGAUUCAUCUACGCUGGGAAAGUUAUGGGAUAACCUCAAGAGUGCAACCAAUAAUUUGGCCAAAAAGCCUUCAACGGAUAUUCAACAGCUACCACAGCAAAAACCAACUGCAUUCAGGGACACUCAGUCGUUGAGUUCUGUUCCCGCCAGUGGGUUACCGGACUUCAUUCAGCGGUUUUCAUCGGCUUCGAAACUUGCCGAUCUGGUGAAACCAGAAAGCGUGCAAAAAGCGGCACCUAUCAGCACUGCUUAUCAGACGAAUCCUCACAUUAAAAUACAUGCCAAAAUUGACGUUGGAACUGGCAAAAUCGAAAAGAUAGUGCUUGAGAAUACCGAAAGCGAUAACGUUACCGGUACGAAAGAACCUAAAUUCGAAUUCUUGCCGGUUGAGCAAGCUGCGGCCACAAAUGCAGGAACGCCCAACGAAGGUGCCCCAAGCAGUUCACAAAAUAAACAGCAAGAGCAACAAAAGCUUGCUGACGAGCCUGUAGAAGAUACGCAAAUGCCGACUUCAAAUUCACAAGCAAGCGCGUCACAUGAUGCGAACGAUGUACCGGAAGCGCUUAACUCUCCACCAGCACCAUACAAUGCCAACACCGUCAGCGAGUUUCUCAUGGAGAGACCUAUCACCGAUGCUUUGUUCAGCCGACCGGCUGUGGGACGGAAAAAGUCACAAGGUCGAGCCAGUGAGAAGCGGCUUCACAUGAAAUCCAAUCCAGUUCCGUUCAAUAAAAGCCACGAAAGCCUUUCGGACAAUGAAUCGAAAAGGAAGCGCAAGCGGGUGAGGUUUGCUGAUUCCGACGAACUGAUUGACGUAAAGGUGUCGGAGCUUUCGGACAGCGCAAGCGAAAAUGAAGAUACAGGAACAGGGGAAACAUCCAGCGGUAUCAAGGAUAAAAUUAUGGACCAGGCAAAGCAGUUGUGCGAUUCGGCGAAAGACACGAUUGUGUCGUUUGUCCAUCCAACAGCCAACUCAAAUAAACAAAACCAACAGCAAGAAAUCAACCCACAAAACGAUGUUGCAAGUGAAAACAGUUCAGACAUGAAGAGCCAGAAAACGUCGGACAAAGAGUCAGAAAGCUCGGAUCAUGAGAAUGCAUCCGGAUUUCAGAUUAUAUCUAAACUGGAGGCUACCAAAAACGUACUGGAAGAAAAGGCUAAGAGUGUUACUGGAACAGUGAUAGAGAAAGUGAAUGAUCUGGUGCCCUCGCUUCGAACAGCCAAUGCAGAAGCAGAGGCCGGAAAUACUGAAACAGAAAAAACCCAGGAUAAUGCAGUUAACAAGGCUAAGCUGAUUUAUGAUAAAGUAAAAACGGGAUUAUUGAACCAAUCGAACAACCUGGUCGGCGCAGCGAAAGACACAGCUUCCAGUUUUUUCGAAGACUCACAGAAACACAACGAUGCCACAAAUGCCGGUUCCACGCAUUCUCUGGAAAAGCCGAAUGAUUCUGGGCAAAACGAUAGUGCAAGCCUAAUUGAUAACAUUCGAACCGAUGGCUUCGGGAAAGCUGUAAAGGAUGCUGUUGCUAAUGUGUUUUCUUCCGGCGAGAACGUGUCCAAGGAAGAAACGCGGGAGGAUAUACCGUCGCAAGAUAUAAAAUCGGAAGCACGAGUGGGGAAAGCUAGUGAAUCAACAAAACAAGCAUCGAAUCCACAGGAAAGCCAAAUAUCUGACACCGAAAAUGUCCUAGACAAACCUGACGAAAACUUGUCGUUUCUCGGAAAAGUAAAGGACCAGAUAUUGGACCAAGCUGGACAUGCGUACGACUCGGCUAAAGAGGUUGCUGGAAAAACUGUUGGGACCGCAAGCGACCCUGCAGCAGAUACUCGCUCUCUUGUCGAACCUAGUGAAAACUCCGGUUCACAGCAGAAAGGCGCUUCACAAACUGGUAAAACCAUCGGGAGCAUUGUAGAAAAAGUAAAAGACCAGUUGCUGAAUCAAGCGGAGCAUACGUAUGAUUCUGUAAAGAACGUUGCUGGGAAGAUUGUUGGAACAACCACUGAGGAGGCUUCCGCUUCUAGUCCUCCGGACAUAUCUGACAAAAAGGAAGAUCUUUCGGAAGACGAAAAGAAAUCUGCAGAAACUACCGAUAAGGCCACUGCAAACGUUUUGGUAAAAGCCAAGGAUCAACUCGUUCAUCAAGCUGAACAAGUUUACGACUCAGCAAAAGAGACUGCUGGGAAAAUUGUAGGCGCGGCAACCGAAAAGCUUUCACUGAUUAGUCACCAGUCUCCUGAGCCACAAAAGGCCAAAGCUCCUGAUACCAGCAGUGCGCAUGAAAACGCGCGCGAUACAGUGGAAUCCUCAAAUAAAUCGGGGUACAAAGAGUCUGAGAAAGCCCAGGCUCGCGGCAAAGGCUCGUUUAUUGAUCUGUUAAAAUCUGAGGGAUUAGGCCCGGCUCUCAGAUCAAUAGUAUCCAACACCUUUGUCGGCUCAUCUGAUUCUGAAAAGAAAAACGAAGCUACCGAAAAAGGCGACGACCUUCCGACCCACGCACUAAACGUAAAAAGUAAGAAAGCCGAUGCCGACAAAGAAAAUGACACAGAAAUACUGCAGAACUCCGACAUCCUUACUGAGGAAAGCGAGGACGAACUAUCUUCCAAAGACUUGAAAAAUCGCCGAUUAAGCCCUACUGACAGUGACGAAAUGGAUGCCCAACCCAAUCCUAUACAUGCCACCAGAAGUCUGACCGACUUAAAGGAUGACCACAGUAGUCGCACAUUAGAGCAACAGCAGCAGAAGGCGGACGAGGAUGAUAGCAGCACAAAAUUAGCAGAUGAGUCGCCAGCGCAACACCAAGACCACCCACAAGAACAUGAGGGGCUUUUCGACCGGUUCAAGCAUAUGAUCUUGCAUGCGCUCGAACACCAUCCCGAGCAACAGACGCCGAAUCCCGCAGUUCCUCAAACCAAAGCCAGUUUGCCUUCUUCUUGCAACGAGAAUUGUGUGGAUUAUUGUGUCAAGCAUUCGGGAGAGUUCCUUAUUGCCGACCCAGAUCGGCAUAUGACCCGAUCACGAACUAACCUCACUUCACAACACGACCUGUCGGAGCCGGUGAGGGAAACGGAGAACAACACGAAAGAAAUUAACCAGUCACGAGAAGCCUCCAGCGCGGAACACGGAAUGCUGAACAAUGUUUAUGGAACAGUAAAGGAAAUGCUGAGCUUUAUUUUUGUCGCGGAACACGGGGAAUCACCGAAUGAAGGAACUACCAAAGACGUACAGAAUUCAGAGGAAUCAAAUGGAGAAAACAAAAACAGCAAAACGUUCCACAAUACAGAUCAAAAUACGUCCGAAAGCGAAGAUGCGGAAGACGAAGUACAACAGAGACAAGCCAAUAACGAGCAGGCCAGAAACGAAGCGACCCUCGACGAAAGUAUCCUUCGAACGCGUCGUGCACGUCGGAAGAAGCCGCCCAGUGGCAUCGAGACAGGCACCUUCUCCAUGCCGUACUCUUUCAACCAACAGGGCCCUCCCAUAUCCGUUGAUCUGAAUGAUGAUUCGGAAAGUGAUGCACACACUUUACCCGACCACAUGUUCCGCCCACCCGGAGCUGUGCGAUACGCUGCAUACAUCAUUGGCGGCUGUAUGGUGUCCAUGGUGCUGUUGGCUCUGCAGGAACGCGUUACCGAAUCAGUGUGGAUACGACCGGAAGUGUGGAUACCGCGGCUAGCAGUGACGGUGUUGGUGACCUUAAUGAUUGGUUUGGUAUAUGGAUUCGUCACCAAAACGGACUUUGUGCGGAAACCAAAUAGUAAUAGUCGUUUGAAUUCAGACAGUGACCGUGUUAAAAAUAAAACUUGAUCUAAUUUUAGUCAUUAUUUUUAUUGGUUGACGAGAUUCAGGGCAGGUACAGUGCACACUUGAUCAGUACAACUGCAGUCUGUUUGUCUAUAGUGUUUUGUGGUAAUUGCCACGACACUUGUAUCGCUGGCGUUUUAACUGUUUGAAUUAUGUCGCUGACAUUUUGCGCAUAUCGCAAGCCGUGCUUUUUUAAAUUAAACAUUGAAGUGAAAACCAAA
Molecule: messenger RNA, 5645 nt
Organism: Paramacrobiotus metropolitanus
Lineage: Eukaryota; Metazoa; Tardigrada; Eutardigrada; Parachela; Macrobiotidae
Exons: 4
Coding region: 685-5427 (1580 amino acids)
Source: RefSeq, a predicted model, not a curated record